AUGUUUCUUAUGAAUGCCUCUCCUUUGAUUGCUCUGCAGACAAAAUGGGAGUCCUUUGGACAAUCAAGGAGCUGUAGAUACCCUGUUUGCUUCUCUGAAUCUGAAGAGGAUGUUACUAGAGCAUCUGUAAGUGCAAAAGUUCAGAUGAUCAUAAACAACCUGCAAAGUCAAGAGUCUUCCCUGGGUAUGAACAAUGAUUAUGACUGUAUUACACAGAAAAAACGAAAGGGAGAAAAAAGGAGUAACAGACUUACAUCUACACAACAGCACACUAAAUAUUCCAAGCGAGGUUGCCCUGCUGAUUCUGAUGGCACAGAAGUGGAAGACAGUUCAGAGUUUGGGACCCUCCUGUUGGAGUCUGAUAGUGACGAUUCUGUUGAUCGAGACAUAGAGGAAGCCAUUCAAGAGUACUUGAAAAAGAAAAGCAAGAGUAUCCAGCCGUUGCCAAGCAAUGCAGAGUGUUCAGAUAGAACAGAUGGAGACAAGAGGGUCAAAAGGGAACUCUCACAGAACAAGGUGACUAGAAAUCUACUCCCUAUGAAAUUUAAAGCUGAAAUGGUGACUGAAGGCUUCAUUUCUGACCACGUGGGAAUUUGUGAAAAGCUACGGUCUGCUUCACCUCUGAGCAUCAGUAGUGAUGACUCUUUUGAACAGAGCAUACAUGCUGAAAUUGUACAGUUCUUGAAUGAAAAGAAACAGCAAGAAACUAAUAAGUGUGUAAUUGUGGAGGAUAAAAACCUAGAACAGAGAGAAACUCAAGUGAAAUCUAUGUUUAAAUGUAACAAAGAAUCAGCUAACAAAGCAAAUCGCAGUACUUUAAAGCAAGGAUGCAAAGCACUCCUCUUAAGGCACCAGCCCAAACUAAGGAAGACCAAUGUACAAUCUAAAUGUUUGAAGUCUAAAAUCAGUGAAGAGCCUAGUGACUUCAGUAGAGGAAACCAGGCACAUUUUAAAAUGACUGCUACUAGCCAACCCUGGGUUGUCGAGCAAAAUAAAGAAGGUGAAGGCAAGAGAAAUUUCUGCAAAACCGAAGGGGAACAAAUAAUUGAAAGCACACACUUAUCUGAUUCAAGUAGCGAUGAUGGUAUCGAAGAAGCCAUUCAGCUUUAUCAGCUGGAGAAAAUCAAGAAAGAGGCAAACCCUACAACAGACUUGCAAAAAGGUGUGGCAGACAUUUCGGCAAGCCUAACAAUUAGCUCAACAAAAUGUGCAUCGGCAGAAGACCAUAAAAAACCCUUAAGCAGCAAAAGGAGAGAGAUGAGUACAAAAUCUACACAAUUUAAAGGCACUGGCAAUGAAUUUAACAAACUGUUUAAGCCGUUGAAAAAAGCCAGAAGUUGUGCAUCUCCAGUAAACAAAAUUGCCAAAUGCGAGCUCACGUUGCAGGCUUCUUGCAGGGCAGACGCAUCUGCAGAACUGAUGUGUGCGGAAGCCAUCCUUGACAUUUCCAAAACAAUCGUGCCACCCCAAAUGGGAAGUGAGGACAAAUCAUUUGCAGCAAACCCUUUCUUCUAUCCCCAAAGCAUGCCUUCCUCCCACUGUGAAAGUGACAGCAGCCCUGUGGAUAGCGAUGAUAGCAUAGAGCAAGAAAUCAGGGCUUUUUUGGCUCUCAAGGCACAGUCAGAAAGGCUUGUAACAAAACCUGAUAAUUUGUCCCACUCUGUGCAGAGGCCUUUGUCUUCUGAGCGUAACAGUGUAAUUGGUGGCGUUGAGCCUUCCCUCCCCAAAACACUGAAUUUAUCGUUGAGUCGUAAAAGGAGACUUAAAGGAGAAAGCAAAGUAGCAAAACAGAGCAUAGACAAUAAAACAGAAGGGAUGGAGAUGGGAUGUACCCAUGCAGGUUAUGGUAAUAGCGCCAAAAUGCCAGUUUUGCAAGAUGGGAGUGGCCUGAGCUGUCAUAGAAAAGCUUGUGAAGCUGGAAGGUCUGGUAACAAAGAAACAAGUCAGCAGCAGAUCUCUACAGAAUUUACUGGGCUUGUUGACAAGCACGUAGCUUUAGACUUCGCAAACAGCUUGAUGCAGGUUCAGAGUAACACAAGAGAACUGAUAAAAAAUACAGUCCAGGCUCAAGAGAGAGAUGGUACAGAUGACAAGAGCAGUUCUCUGGACAGCGAUGAAGAUCUUGAUAGCGCUAUCAAAGACCUCUUAAGGUCCAAGAGGAAACUAAAGAAAAAGUCCAAAGACCAAAAAAUCCAAUGCAAGAAGAAAGUCAGAUUUGGUGACACAGAAACCCAGCUUUUGGAUGAACUCAGUAGCCUCCAGCAAAAGGACUGGAAAUGCCAAAGUUCUAUUCUGCUAAAAAGCUGCCUCUCAAAAUCACGUAAAGAUACUAAGGAAAAUACAGUUAGAAGCCCCCAGAACAAUGUAAAUGGCAGGCUCUCAAAGGGAAGAACAGAAAGCAUAAAGGACUUACCGUUUGCGUUGCAGUUUAAAAAAGAAUGUAAACCUAAACCAGUUUGCAACGAGAAUAACCUGGAGGCAGCUAAAAAUAAAAGAUGUUCUUUGACUGCUACUUCAGCAACAGAUGACAGCAGCUCUGUGGAUAGCGACGACAGCAUCGAACAAGAAAUUAGGAAAUUUUUGGCAGAAAAGGCUAAAGACUCUGCAAGCAGUAUGGAAAUACGGAGGGAUAACUUAACUGCUGACUCAUUGAGAGUUACCAAACCAUGUGCAAAUAAAGGAAAAGCAAAGCAUCAGCUAAUUGAAAAUGAGACUAACAUGUUAUCAGGUCAGAGUAAAAAAACUAAAAAGGUAUCUCAUCAAACAGAUGAAUUGAAAAGCUCUCGGAGAACUGUAGGAGAAAGUGCAAUAAUGCAUGAUGGUGGGAAAAGUGCAUCCUACGCAGAGAACGUGUACCUCCAUACUACUCUAGAGUUGAAGGCUGAGCAAGGGACAGUAUGGACUAAAGGUUUAGCUGCUGGUGCUUUGUCUGUAAAAGGAAAUUCAUUAAGUAAAAAGAGUACUAUAGAGCCUAAGCAGAAAAGCCUUUCAUCUACACACAGCAAAGGUGAUGGGUGUAAAUUGCAAAAAUACUUUAAUGCUAAGUCUAAUUCCAAAAGAAAUAGCACCUUUCAGUUAAAAAUUUCAAGCAAAUUUAUAGCUGGUCUAAAGUAUGCUCGCGAUAGAAAGAAAUCUGUGCUUUUAAACAAAAGGCAAAAUGUAGAACAUUCACUUCCCCAUAGCAGCACAUUAAGGACUGAGGUAGCUCUCCCGAAUGUUUGUGCACUUGAACAAAAAAGUGGAGCCUUGGUGCAAAAUGGGGACCUUGGUGGAGAGGGAAAGACAGGAAUAAAAGAAGCAAAUUUUACUCAGAGCCUCAUAAUAGAGGAGACAAGUCUCCGUAUAGCAGAAACCUGUGAAAAACUGGAGGCUGCUCCUUUGCAUGUUAAAACUGAAGCAGAUGAUUACAGAAAGGAUAACACUUUGGGAGACAAACAGAUGUAUUGCAGCUCAGAUUCAAAUCCAGAUCCCCAAUUGCAGGAACCCAUCAUGGCAGCAGUAAAUGGUGACAGAGUUAGCGUAGGAACAUUUAUUUUUGAGAGCCAAAACACGUACACUAAGGAAGAGGAAGGAGAGCGCCAGCAAGACAGCAGCAGGCAGGAAGAAAUUAAUGUACCCAACUCUAGUUUGGAAGGGAAAAUGUUAGCCCAGCAAAGUAGGGAAGCUGAUUGUAAAGAGGACCAUGUUCAGGAAACUUUAGACAGAAGUUCAGCAGAAUUUAGUGACCUAGCUGUAGAGGAAUGCACAAGUUCCCUGGUGAAAAGCGAGGUGUCAGAUUUUUCUUUAAGAACCUCUAUUGAUCCUGGAUUGACAAUACAACCUUAUAUAACUUUAUCUCCAACACAGCUAUGUAAAAAUCUUACUUUAAAAAUCCAGAAUGGAAGGAGAGAAUUCCAGGCAAAGAAUUGGAAACAAUGGAGGAAAUGA
Emys orbicularis (European pond turtle) is the source of this 3927-nucleotide messenger RNA. RefSeq names its product protein phosphatase 1 regulatory subunit 26 (gene PPP1R26). NCBI's taxonomy places the organism in Eukaryota, Metazoa, Chordata, Testudines, Emydidae. The transcript is spliced from 3 exons. The coding region runs from base 1 to 3927 and encodes 1308 amino acids. Gene Ontology annotation, biological process: negative regulation of phosphatase activity. Gene Ontology annotation, molecular function: protein phosphatase inhibitor activity. The record is from RefSeq and is a predicted model, not a curated record.